AUGAGCCCGCCCAAUGAAACGCUGAAAACAACGCAUUUAUGUUUCAUUGGUGCUUGUGGACACGAGCUGGCGGGGUGGAGCCAAUGUACGAUCCACUCCCAGGCUGCCGAGUCAAACCUGCGGAAAUCGCUGACUUUUCGAACAAGUAACAUGAGCGCCUGUCGCUGUCGGGAAUUUUACUCUUUCGUCUCCCUUUCGUUUCUUCCUCUUUGCGUUUUAUACAUCACUCUUUCUUUCCUUCUCAAUUCUUAUCGUCUCUCUCUCUUUCUCUCUCUCUUUCUCUCUCUCUUUCUCUCUGUGUCUUCUUCCUUGUUCAUUCUCAUCGUUUCUUUCUUUGUUUUUUUUCCUUUUUCUUUUCUUUUCUUGCAUUUUACUCUUUCGUCUCCCUUUCGCUUCUUCCUCUUUCUUUCCUUCUCAAUUCUUAUCGUCUCUCUCUCUUUUUUUCUCUCUCUCUCUCUUUCUCUCUCUUUUUUCUUUCUCUCUCUUUCUCUCUCUCUUUCUCUCUUCUUUGUUAAUUCUCAGCGUUUCUUUCUUUGUUUUUUUCUUCUUUUUCUUUUCUUUUCUUUUCUUGCGUCGCGGGAAAUAAAUUCUACGUUAUUAUUCUCUCUCUCUCUCUCUCUCUCUCUCUCUCUCUCUCUCUCUCUCUCUCUCUCUCUUUCACAGACUUUGUUAAUCGUCGAUAAAGAAAGAAAUUCCUCCACUGACACAGAUUUCUCAACUUUACAAAGAAAAAGAACGCAACAUUUUCAAUUUACUAGCAUAAACUCGUUAGCAGUUUUCUCAGUAACUUCUCAUUCCUAUUUUGCCAGACACUCGGGUUCGAGAUCGGUCUAUUCUUAUCUAUCUAUCUAUCUAUUAGAUGACAUAUUCUUCCAUAUAAUGUCUGCGGAUGCACUUAGUUCGACCUUAAUAUUUUUAAUCACUCAACGAAUAAACUGUUUGUCGUUCUUAUCAGUCGGGUCACUUACUGAGGGCGGUGUGUUGGCAAGUAAUGCUUCCCGGAUGCUUGGCCGGUUGCGCGAUUUGAUUCGGUUACAGCACUAUCACAAUUUAUUCAUUAUCUAUCUAUCUAUCUAUCUAUCUAUCUAUCUAUCUAUCUAUUAUAUACCUCUAUUUAUUAUCUAUCUUUUUUCUUCAUAUCUAUCUAUUUAUCUAUCUAUCUAUCUGUCUGUCUGUCUGUCUAUCUAUUAUAUACCGUACCUAUGA
Messenger RNA from Acanthosepion pharaonis, 1206 nucleotides. NCBI's taxonomy places the organism in Eukaryota, Metazoa, Mollusca, Cephalopoda, Sepiida, Sepiidae. The record is from the annotation of a GenBank genome assembly.